AUGAAAUUCACACUCCUCACCACCCUCGCGCUCACCACACUCACCUCCGCCCUUCCACCGGACUAUGAAUACCGCCCCUUCGCCACGCCCGACCUGCCCCCUGCAAAACCCCACGUGGAUUUGAAUAUCUUGUGGGAAAUGUGCAGGAUGCUCACUGAUAGAGGGCCCGCGAGCCUGCCGCAUUUGGAUUUGAGUCCGGGUAUGUGUGUGCGGUUGGUUAAGCCGCUUUUUGGGUUUCCUUAG
Molecule: messenger RNA, 243 nt
Organism: Parastagonospora nodorum SN15
Lineage: Eukaryota; Fungi; Ascomycota; Dothideomycetes; Pleosporales; Phaeosphaeriaceae
Exons: 2
Coding region: 1-243 (80 amino acids)
Source: RefSeq, a predicted model, not a curated record